This is a messenger RNA of Schistocerca piceifrons (Central American locust), 4425 nucleotides long. RefSeq names its product luciferin sulfotransferase-like. The record is from RefSeq and is a predicted model, not a curated record. Gene Ontology annotation, molecular function: sulfotransferase activity. Gene Ontology annotation, cellular component: cytoplasm. Bases 294 to 1283 code for a protein of 329 amino acids. Lineage: Eukaryota; Metazoa; Arthropoda; Insecta; Orthoptera; Acrididae. The transcript is spliced from 7 exons. Gene Ontology annotation, biological process: sulfation.
CGCGGUGCGUCCACUGCCAGUUCGCGCUCCGACAGCCUACCACAGUCCCAGUACAACACGACGCCUCCCACAACUGCCGCCGUUCUCCAGCACCAUCGCCUCACGCUACCGGCGCCAAAAGACUCUCGCGUCCGCUGCAGGAACUGUGGGGAACCAACAGCCGCGCAGACGACUUCCGUGAGAGGAGACAGCUGUAUUGUCGUUUCGGAAACUGCUUCUGGAUCUUUCUCAGGGGACGUUGUUCCUCACUCCCUCUCUAGCGUCAUUGUAUUCGCUCUACCUACAGGCGCGCCAUGUCCCUGCAGCUGGAGCAGCUGGCGGAGCCGGCGGCGCUGCGCCUGGCCGCCGCCUGCCGCAGCAGGGUGUACCCGCCGGGCGCCUACCGUGUGCGGCCCAGCGGCUGCAUCGUCACCGACCUCUACCCGCAGCACGCGCAGGCGCUCAGGGACUUCGACGUCUACGAAGACGACCUCUGGAUCGCCUCCUACCCCAAAUGCGGAACAACAUGGACACAGGAGAUGGUCUGGCUGAUUGCAAACGAUUGCGACUUUAAAACUGCCAAGGAGAAGACUCUGAACGACCGAGUUCCGUUUUUUGAGAUGAUGACGGUGCUGGAACUGCCGCCGGAGAUCACGGACGAGGCUCUGAAGGGCGCCUACAGCGGCAACAUCAAACGGCCUCGCUACUUCAAGACGCACCUGCCCAGGGACCUGCUACCCAAGCAGAUAUGGACCAAAAAACCCAAGAUCAUCUACGUGUCUCGUGAUCCGAAGGAUGCAGCGGUGUCGUACUACCACCACCACAGACUCUGGAGCGGAUACACAGGCACCUUCAACGAGUUCAUGGACGCUUUCCUCGACGACUUGGUGCUCUUCAGUCCAUUUUGGAGCCACGUGCUUGACUACUGGAGUCUACGCCAUGAACCAAACAUUCUUUUCAACACAUAUGAAGAAAUGAAGAAGGAUCUGCCCGGGGUGAUUCGCCGCACGGCGCGCUUCCUGGACCGCCACCUGAGCGAGCAGCAGGUGGAGCAGCUGGCGCAGCACCUGAGCUUCAGCAGCAUGAAGGACAACCCGGCCGUCAACAACGAGAAGUACGUGCAAGAGGAGAUCCGCCGCAACCAGAUGGACGACCGCGACGGGCAGCUGCGCUUCGUGCGCCGCGGCGAGGCGGGCGGCUGGCGCGCUGAGAUGACGCCCGAGCUGGCCGAGCGCUUCGAGGAGUGGACGCGCCGACACCUCGAGGGCACCGACUACCGCGUCGGCGUCUCCGGCGGACACUGAACCACGCUUAGUCUUCCCAUAAUACGUCUUGGGAGCGCAAGCCCAACACAGUAGUUUUUACAUAACACUGUCAGCUGCCAGCAAGCAAACCUCCAUCUUCUUUCAUUCUCUUGUGGCAACAAUCACGAAAGCCUUUCCUGUUGCAGUAACGGGUUUGGACCAUCCAGUAAUCUUUAUCAGACUGAGAGCAGAUACUGACAGCACUGACAUUGUUUCAAUUGCUUUGUCGAAUUGAAAUAAUUGAGUUCGCAAAUCAAAGGGCAACGAUACGUCACUGCUUCCUGAGAGUGCUUUUCGUCCGAUGACGAAUACUGGCUGAUCGAAACUGCUUACUCUAUUGUGAAAUACUUUCGGGAUUAUCGUCAUUAGUAAAUAAAAGAAGACAAUUAAUCAGCAAUAUACUUCAUUAUUUGCGAAGAGAUCUUUCUUUGCUGCCAGUUUCAGUCUAUUUCACCAUCAUCUUGCAACAUACACAAUUUUUAUGUGGUGUCCGCAGAGCAUGGAGCGAACCACUACAUCCGCCUUAUGACAUGAAGAUGGCCGAUGAUGACCACAAGAGGUAAUUUCAUAUUUAAAUUGUUGUGAUUUUGCCAUACAAAUAAUUAUUAUUGGCGUCUACAGUACGACUGAGCUAUGGCUAGUUCCAAAAUAAAGGUUUAUUAGGUAGCUUAUGAGGUUACAUAAUAAUUUCUUCGGAUGUUUACGAACUGUGUGGCGCUGCCUAAACUUAUGUUUAAGGACAGGCAGCUGUUCGCCACUUCACUGCGUGGAAGCCGCUUGCAGCCAUUCAUUGCUGCUGAGAUGGUGUAGUUACUUAGAACUUCUAUGAUAGUCAUAGACUGGGAACACUAACUUCCGUUGUAGUGUGUUUGGUGUUUCAUUAUGUUAGUUUACAGCCAGUUACCAAAGAUAAACCAAUAAGUGAGCAAAUAAAACAAGGAAUAGGGAAACAACAACGUACGAGUGUUCCCGUGCAUUUAUUCAACCAGCACUGUUUUCGAGCAGUCUUUCUACUCCAAUUACCUUCUCAAGUGUUGUUAACACCUCUGUAUUUGUCUGUGAAUCUUUCUGCUGCCUGCGCAAUUGAAGACAGUUUUGGAGUUUAACAAUAGUUGCCAGUAGCUCCUCUGUAUUUCGACAUCGUCACACAAGACACUUGAAAACAUUAACAAAUUCUACAAGUAAAGCUGUCGCGUUCUAGACUAAGCAGUUCAAUAGUGAAGUGGUCAACAAAGGACAAACAGUUGACAAUAAAUUAUUUCGUCCUGCUUAUGAUUACACUACCGACUCAACUUUUAUUUAAUAAUACCGACAUUCAUAUCAAUCACAUCAUAAGGAUUUCAGGUAUAAGUGAAUCGUUUAUUUUUCUUUUAAAAUCAACAUCGUCUAAAUGAAUCAAGUUUCUGUAACAGGAGACCACAGGAAAGAAUACGUGCGUAUUUCACAUACUUAAAUAUGUUCUGAGAACUAAUGUCAUUCAGCUGCUCUAUACGUGAACACACGAAGUUUCCAGUGACACUUUUCAAACAAUCCCUUUUUUCGAUUUAUGUGAACGGGAAUUGAAAUCAAAUGUGGCCUAUAAGUACAGACAUUGUCAUUUCAUUUCUUUCAUUACAGUGUUCACACACAGUGAACCAAAGGAUUAUAGGCAUUAUAUGGAACUGCGAAAAACAAUAAGUUUUGGCGGAGUUGAUAGUGUUGACAGAGGUUUUCCCUCAGUACCGAUUCUGGAUGAAUGUCCCUCACGAGCCUAGUGCACUGUAGUUAACCUAAACAAAUUCAAAACCGAUAGUUUGUCCGUAUCUUAGUGACAGAUUAUUUUUAUGAAUAAAAGUUUAACUAAGCGAGAGAUUAUUAAACGAUAUGGCCAUAUAUUUUCGGGAGACGAGUAAAAAUUUACCGAAAAGUGUAGCGUGUUGUUUUAGGAGCAUUGUGUCUGCAACAAGCGAUUUGUUAUGAAGCGGAAAAAUAAAUUUCCGGCUUAUUUGUUCAAAGCACGUGGCAGAAUAUAUCAUUCGUGACACACAGCUGUAUAUCUUAACAGUAACAACAAAAUACUGUACUCAGUAAAUCGAAAUACCGUUGUUUCAAGCAACAAACUGCCUAUAAUCGUUCAGUAAAUUCAGGUUACUACUUUUAUAGCUCCCUUGUUCAAUUCAUAAGACAUUUCGUGUGUGUCAUGGAUAAAAGCGUUCAGCAAUCGCGAACCGUAUGCAAAUGACAUUCAAAUGUACAAAUGUUUAUUUGCUGAAGUUAAGGUAUUUAUGUAGAGUUUCAACCAGACGGGUAGGGUGUAUACAUAAUAAAUUAAUGGCAACUGGGAUUCCUUUCUAGUCCCCUGCAGUUCUUGCGUUAUUUUAUAGUAAAUAUCCUUCUAAUAAUUACACCUGUAUAAUAAAGCGAAGGAGUAAAAUGUGUCUUCUGCUACUGAAUUUCAAACGACAUACACAAGCAAGAAACAAAUCACGGAAACUAGCAGCCCAGAAUUCUACGUCUAACUUUACUAUUCCUAUAAAACAAUUGAAAUUUGUCUGAUUCAAAGCUCUUUACGUUUUUGAACACUGUUAUUUUCCAACAAUUUGCAAACAUCAAACGAAACUUGCAAGUAAAUCACAACUCAUCAAACUGCACCUAAUGUCAGCAUUGAUACCAUGUUCCACGACCAACCAUGUUUCUCAUGGGGGGUGUUACAAAAUUUUGCAAAUAUAGUGACAUCAUAGUUCAAUUUAUCAUUUUAAACUCAAGUCUAGCACCAUACGCCGGACAGCACUGAAAAGACCGUCGUGAUGUACUUUCUAGCUCUCCAGACGACUUAGUGACUUUAAUGGUUACCUGUACAGUUAUACAGUCCUUCAAGGAACACAACGGAAGAGAAUUGUAAUUCUGUAGCCUCUAUGCAAGUCAUAUAGCUUUCUUUUGUAAUUUAACGUCUAUUCUACAUCGGUGAACGAGUUUAUUCUGUUCGUUGUUAUUUGUGUGAAAUGACGAUAUGCUUGUUGUUGUUGAUAUGCUAAUAUUUUUAUGCACAUGCUGUGUUGGGAAAAUUUGUGGUCUCAUUAACACGUGAUUAUAUAUCUGUAAUUGUUGUUAUAAGUUCUAAUACUAUAAAUAUUAUUAUACAAAACUUGUAUGUAACCCCAAA